This is a messenger RNA of Elephantulus edwardii (Cape elephant shrew), 3485 nucleotides long. RefSeq names its product copine VIII (gene CPNE8). The record is from RefSeq and is a predicted model, not a curated record. Gene Ontology annotation, cellular component: plasma membrane. Gene Ontology annotation, molecular function: calcium-dependent phospholipid binding. Gene Ontology annotation, biological process: cellular response to calcium ion. The transcript has 20 exons. NCBI's taxonomy places the organism in Eukaryota, Metazoa, Chordata, Mammalia, Macroscelidea, Macroscelididae. Bases 47 to 1780 code for a protein of 577 amino acids.
UCGGUCCGGAGCGAGGCUCCCAGCCCUCAGUGUGCCCGAGCUCUGGAUGUGGGCCCCCGGCAAGUGCAUCGCGCCGCCACCCAAGAUGGACAGUCGGUACACCAGCACUGCGGGCAUCGGGGACCUGAACCAGCUGAGCGCAGCCAUCCCAGCCACGCGGGUGGAGGUGUCGGUGUCCUGCAGAAAUCUUCUGGACAGAGAUACAUUUUCAAAAUCUGAUCCAAUUUGUGUCUUAUAUGUUCAAGGAGUUGGAAAUAAAGAAUGGAGGGAGUUUGGAAGAACUGAAGUAAUUGAUAAUACUUUAAAUCCUGAUUUCGUAAGAAAAUUUAUUUUGGACUACUUUUUUGAAGAAAGAGAGAAUCUUCGUUUUGACUUGUAUGAUGUUGAUUCAAAGAGCCCCAACUUGUCCAAACAUGACUUUCUGGGACAAGUGUUUUGUACAUUGGGGGAGAUUGUUGGUUCACAGGGAAGUCACCUGGAAAAGCCGAUAGUAGGAAUUCCAGGGAAGAAAUGUGGUACUAUCAUACUUACAGCUGAGGAAUUAAAUUGCUGCAGGGAUGCUGUUUUGAUGCAAUUUUGUGCAAACAAAUUGGACAAGAAGGACUUCUUUGGAAAAUCAGACCCUUUUCUUGUAUUUUAUCGAAGUAAUGAAGAUGGCAGUUUUACAAUUUGUCAUAGAACGGAAGUUGUUAAGAACACUCUGAAUCCUGUAUGGCAGGCGUUCAAGAUCUCAGUUAGAGCUCUGUGUAAUGGUGAUUAUGACAGAACAAUCAAAAUAGAAGUUUAUGACUGGGAUCGGGAUGGAAGUCAUGAUUUCAUUGGAGAAUUUACAACAAGCUAUAGGGAACUUUCUAGAGGACAGUCACAAUUCAACGUAUAUGAGGUUGUGAAUCCUAAAAAAAAAGGAAAAAAGAAAAAAUACACUAAUUCUGGAACAGUAACUUUACUCUCUUUCUUGGUAGAAACUGAAGUCUCAUUCCUUGACUAUAUUAAAGGAGGAACACAGAUCAACUUCACAGUAGCUAUUGAUUUUACUGCAUCAAAUGGUAAUCCUGCUCAGCCCACUUCUCUCCAUUACAUGAAUCCUUACCAACUGAAUGCUUAUGGUAUGGCUCUGAAAGCCGUGGGAGAAAUUGUUCAAGAUUAUGACAGUGACAAAAUGUUCCCAGCUCUAGGAUUUGGUGCAAAACUGCCUCCAGAUGGAAGGAUAUCUCAUGAGUUUGCUUUGAAUGGAAACCCUCAGAACCCCUACUGUGAUGGCAUUGAGGGAGUCAUGGAAGCUUAUUACAGGAGUCUAAAAUCUGUACAGUUGUAUGGACCAACCAACUUUGCUCCUGUAAUUAAUCAUGUAGCAAGAUAUGCUUCUUCUGUAAAAGAUGGCUCCCAGUAUUUUGUCCUCCUGAUCGUGACAGAUGGUGUUAUCUCAGAUAUGGCUCAAACUAAAGAGUCCAUUGUUAACGCCUCAAAACUUCCAAUGUCCAUAAUUAUAGUAGGUGUUGGACCUGCAGAAUUUGAUGCAAUGGUCGAGUUGGAUGGAGAUGAUGUCAGAGUCUCUUCCAGAGGGAAGUAUGCUGAGAGGGAUAUUGUGCAGUUUGUGCCAUUCAGAGAUUAUAUUGACCGAAGUGGAAACCACAUCCUGAGCAUGGCUCGACUGGCUAAAGAUGUGCUAGCUGAGAUCCCCGAGCAAUUUCUCUCCUACAUGAGGGCCCAUGGAAUCAAGCCAUCGCCAGCACCUCCCCCAUAUACCCCACCUACACACGUGUUACAGACGCAAAUAUGACUGUGCUCCGGAACGCUUACCCAAAUAAAUGUUCACUACACGACAGUGACCACUGCUGAGGCAAUGUCUGCGCCUGGUGCUCUGUCAUGAACCAGGGAACGAGAUCCUUUUCUCAGUUUGGUAACAGCAGUACUGGUUAAUGUGCUUUCUUGGAUCCAAAAUUAAUCUCUUCGUAAACCAAAAUUGUAAAUAUGGUUGUUGCAUGAGCAACAGAAACCUUGUUUAAAGGCUUGAAGCAAAAUAUGGAUGUCUUCUCUGAAUCUUUAGUAAGUUUGGUUUGUUGUUUGUUUGGGGUUUUUUUCCACAGAAACAGCUAAUUUCCAAUGUAUUGUUGGAAAAAAGCACAACCAACCUUUUUAACUCUAUAAUUAUGUCCUCGACUGCUGUGCAUAUAGGGAAGCAGUCUUUCUGUAUCGAUGUUUACAUGUUACUACUUUUUAAAUUUCAAUACUUUUAUAACUGUUCUUAAGAAUAAGAGUUUUGAAUAAUGAAUCCUUUGUCUUCUAACUUGCAAUAGCUAUAAUCACAAGAGCAAUAUCUCUUUGAAUGGCUGUCUUGGAUCAGUGCAAUUGCAAGGAAGGAAAGAGAAAGAAAUACUUUCCUAUUUCUCAGUCACUGGAUUGUGUCUUACGAAGCUGCAUCUGCUUAGUAAUCAGUUUCUCUGCUGUUUGCCAAGUACAGGAGUUUACGCUUAGCAGAUGUGAAUCCUGUAAGAACAUGCAUUUUUCAUGGAGGUUGGGUUCUAAAUUUAGACUUCAGUCAGUUUGUGUUUUGUAUUGCUAAGUAGAAAAUAAUAAGAAGUCAAACAUUGUGAACUGUUAAUGCACACUUUGUGUAAAAAGUAGCAUCUUUAUAAUGGUAUUUAGAAAGACUAAAACCAAGAAUAUUUACCUUUGAAUCAUGUAGCAGAUGUUUUAAACUUUCUAUUCCAUUAUAUAUUGUCUAGCUAUUUUAAUUCAAAGGGAUACUGCCUCUCUUGAUUUGUAUUCCUUCUGAUCACCUUUCCACGUUGCCUCACAGGGUGCAUAAGCUGGAGGUCCUUUGUGAAAUUCUCAGUUAAAUAUACACAACCUUGUGACUUAGUGCACAACACAUUUGUGAGAAAACCUGAUCCUAUAUACUGAUCUGCCUGUCCACAAUUAACUGUAAAGAGUUUUUGCAUGUACAGUUUUUACAAAUUUUUGUGAUGUGUCAAAAUUAAAGCAUUUCUUUAGAACAAAUGGCCUUAAAUUCUCACAGAAUUCCUGGAAAUGAUUGUGAAUUGCCUUCAAAUAAUAGAAAAGUGUGUGUAACAUUUUUCCUCUUGUGUCAACACUGUAACUGCUUUAUAUUUUUUUCUUACCUAUAUCCUGUUUACUACUUGGUUUCUUUUUACUGUAUGUUACUCUACUUGUCCCAAGUUGACUUAGAGUGACUUUUAUAAGCAUGAAGAUAUUUUAUUGAAAAGAAAAUAUAUACAUACCACAUAUCUCCAGUAUCAAUGGUAUAUAUAAUUAUGUAAUUCAAAAAUUGUCCAUUUUUAUGUAUUAAAAUGUUUAAAAGAUAACUAUUUGCUCUGUAAAUUUCAUGUAUGGAUAACAUGAAGUCUAAUUACUUACUUUACUGAUCUCCACUAUUGAUGCCAAUAUAGUUUACAUAUACUUUUUUUUAAUUCACCUUCAUCCUGCUGUCCAGAAAACAAAAAUAAACAAGAUCAAUAUUCAUU